AUGAGAAAACCUUGUUGUGACAAAGAAGGCACAAACAAAGGUGCUUGGUCCAAGCAAGAGGACCAAAUGCUUAUUGAUUACAUCCAAGCUCAUGGUGCUGGACGAUGGUGUUCCCUUCCCAAGGCUGCAGGACUUCAUCGUUGUGGCAAAAGCUGCAGGUUGCGAUGGAUAAACUAUUUGAGACCAAACAUUAAACGUGGCAACUUUGGCCAGGACGAAGAAGAACUCAUAAUCAAAUUGCACGCUCUUCUUGGCAACCGGUGGUCACUGAUUGCUGGAAGGUUACCGGGACGUACAGAUAACGAGGUGAAGAACUAUUGGAAUUCUAACAUUCGAAGAAAGCUGAUUAAGAUGGGAAUUGAUCCCAAUAACCACAAGCUUCACCAAAGCUUCCCUCUUCAACAUGCUUCUUCCCAUGUUUCAGUAUCCACUACCACUGCACAAUCAUGUGGAGUCCCUUUCAUCAAAUCCCAUGGUUCUACCAAUCAUAGGAUUUCGGACACACAUAGCUCUCUUGUACAAGAAACUUCCCACUUAAAUCUUGACCUAACCAUUGCUUUCCCUUCACCUACACAUGCUCUUCUGCAAGACAAAUCUAAUAAACCUAUUUCUCACGGCACCAACUCAAGGAACAUUCAUCAGGAUUCUGCUCCUGCCGGCUUUCUUCUCUUUCUAUAA
Sphenostylis stenocarpa is the source of this 678-nucleotide messenger RNA. The record is from the annotation of a GenBank genome assembly. Lineage: Eukaryota; Viridiplantae; Streptophyta; Magnoliopsida; Fabales; Fabaceae.